Molecule: messenger RNA, 2620 nt
Organism: Arabidopsis lyrata subsp. lyrata
Lineage: Eukaryota; Viridiplantae; Streptophyta; Magnoliopsida; Brassicales; Brassicaceae
Exons: 1
Coding region: 88-2511 (807 amino acids)
Source: RefSeq, a predicted model, not a curated record
ACUCUUAGAGCCAACAUGAUGGUUAACCUUCACCGGUUAUAGUCGAGAUGGCUUGUUUCUAACCGAGCUGCAUCAAGCCAGUGAAAGAUGGUCGAGGCAAUACCCAAAGGAGUGAAAGAUAUUUGGGACAAAUGGAACAUUCGUGGCCUUGUGAUAUUCAGUCUUGUCUUUCAGACAAUCCUCGUUCUUCUCUCACCAAAUCGAAAACGAACACCAAGGAGGCUUCUCCGGCUUCUCCUCUGGUCAGCUUACCUUUUAGCCAAUUGGGCAGCUGACUAUGCCGUGGGACAGAUCUCAGAUAGCGCAGGAGACGACCCUGAACCGAACGAGUCACCCAAGACCAACGAGCUUUUAGCGUUCUGGGCAACAUUUCUUCUCUUGCACCUUGGUGGCCCUGACACCAUCACCGCUCUUGCUCUGGAGGAUAAUGAGCUCUGGCUCAGGAAUUUGUUCGGUCUGCUGUGCCAAUUUAUUGCUACUCUCUACGUGUUCUUGCUAUCAAUACCCAACAGUCUCUUGGUACCAACAUCACUCAUGCUUAUGGCUGGACUCAUCAAGUAUACUGAGAGGAUACAAGCAAUGCGUAGAGCUAGUCUUAGAAGGUUCAAGGAUUCGAUGCUUGGGGAGCCCGAACCUGGAAUCGACUACUCGAGGUUCAUGGAGGAAUACAAAAUUAGGAAGCUUUCGAAAGAGCGUAGCCAGUUAGUUAGGGUGGAGGAGCGUGAGAAAGAGCAAGGAGCUCGGGUACCAGUAAGGCCAGAGGUUAUUACCCAUCUCCAGGUUGUUCAGUAUGCUUAUAAGUACUUCAAUAUCUACAAAGGUCUUGUGGUAGAUUUCAUCUAUAGCUCUCAGCAGUGGAUAGAGAGCAAGCUCUUUUUUCAGUCAUUGUCGGCAGAAGAUGCUUUGAGGAUUCUAGAGGUAGAGCUCAGCUUCAUCUAUGGAACAUUAUUCACCAAAGUUGACAUCUUGCACACCUGGAUUGGAGCUGCUUCCCGUUGUAUAGCGUUGGGUUGCUUGUUUGCAUCUCUCUACAUCUUCAAAACAUCCAGGAAAGAUGGAUAUGAUUGUUUUGAUGUUGGUCUUACUUAUGCUUUGAUCUUUGGUGGAAUCGCACUUGAUUUCAUUUCCAUCCUCAUAUACUGUGUAUCCGACUGGACAUUUGCUAGAUUGAGGAAGCUUAAGGAGGAGGUAGACAAGAAAGAUACCAGGUUUGAGAGAUUUCUCAAUUGGCUCCUCGGUUUCAGGGAACUCAAGUGGAAGAAGUGCAAGUGUCACGAGGAAGAACAACCUUGUCACAUGGUGCUUGAUAGACUCUCUAUAUUUCGGCGAUGGUCGGAGUACAUAUAUGCAUACAACCUGAUUGAGUCCUCCCUGAAGAUAAAACCAAAGAGAAUCCACCACACCAGGGGUUACAGACACAGUUCCUUUAAUACCAUCAUUCGAAGCUUGUACAUAGAUCAUGUCUUUGAUAUCAUAAUCCGAGAAACAGUCUUAGUUUCCAGAGCCUUGAAUCGCAUCCGCAAGAAUAUAGACCUAUGGAUCAUUUCUCUGUCCAUAAAGCAUCAUCGAGUGGCGUAUUAUGUUCUCUACCCCGUCAGGAUGUUGCAUAGAUUCUGGUUUGGGAUUCCUCUGAUUAACUAUCUCUUGGAAUUCUUCGGUAUCCCAGAUCAGCUAAACGAGAUAGUAUUCACAUCCCAUACACGCCUCACGAAAGAGCUUUGGGAAUUCAUAUUUGAGGAGGUUAAGCGUAGAUCCCUCUUAGUUGUUGGCUCAGAAAGUGACAGCUACAUAUAUUCGGCUAGAGGUGACUGGAUUCUGAGGGAUAUGAGAGUAGGGGAUAUUCACGAGAAACUGCUGCAGUAUGUUACUGAAGUGGAUUACGAUCAGAGCAUUCUGGUGUGGCACGUCGCCACGGAGCUCUUACACCAAACACAAGUAGACAAUGCAGCAAGAAAUGUCAGAUGCAACGAGUUCAGCAAAACCUUAUCAGACUACAUGAUGUACCUGUUAAUCGUGCAGCCGUCUAUGAUGUCAACAGUUGCGGGAAUCAACAAGUUAAGAUUCAGAGAGGCGAUAGCAGAAGCCAAAAACUUUCAAGAGGCUAAAACGCUGUUUCAGAGGACGCAUGUUGAGGAUUCGAGAGAUGCAAAGAAGGCCUGUAAAGAAAUAAUGGAUUCCUAUAAGAAAGUAGAGCGAAGAUAUGAGAACACCAAAGGAUACCAAAGCAAGUCUGUGCUAGUCCAAGCGAAUAUACUAGCGAAGGAGCUUCAGCGGAUAGAUGGUGACAUGUGGGAAGUAGUGAGCAAAGUGUGGGUGGAGAUGCUUUGCUACGCAGCAAGUCACUGUGAUUCUAAACAACAUGCAGCGCAACUCAACAAAGGUGGUGAAUUGAUCAACUUUGUUUGGCUUCUGAUGGCUCAUUUCGGACUCGGAGAGCAAUUCAUGACCACCAAGGAAGAUUCUAGAGCCAGACUGGUUCUGGACAAAGCCACUACUUCUUGCCUUGUGUAACACGUUGUUGUUUUCUUGUCUUAAACAUAUUUAGCUAUUGUUGAGUAAUCAUAAUUUAGUUUCUAUUAACUGUUCUCAAUUCUUCUAAACCCCAAUUUGCUCUAUGUAA